AUGAAGCGACACCUCUCAGAUGACGAGGAUAACCAUUCCCCACAGCUUGAUCCCCCAAAAAGUCGACAAAAGGUGACACUGCUGCAAAUCGUACAUGUGAACACAAUUCAGCGGGCCGCACUCGACUUCGACCACAGCCAUCAAUGCUCGGUGUCCCUCGCAACUGUCAAUAUUUACUGCUGUCUUGUGUGUGGUAAAUAUUUGCAAGGUUCCAGUCAUGGUUCGCCGGCUUUCAUCCAUGCCGUUGAGAAUGGCCACCACUUGUUUGUGGCACUCGACGACGUCACAUUUAAAAUUCUACCUGAGGGAGACACGCUUAGUGACGAAACCGCAAGGAGGGCAGUUGAUGAUAUUGCCAAAUCCCUCAACCCUCCCAUGCAAAUUGAUGGUAAAGAACUGAAGACUUUGAUUGCCAAUGUUCCUUACAUACCAGGGUUAGUUGGAUUGACGGGUGAUGCUUCUGCCUACAAUGUGAUUAUACAACUCCUAGCUCACAUACCCAAAAUCCGUGAUUAUUACCGUCAUCCAAGGGCUGGUAAAUUGGAAACUGAGUUUCGAUUUGUUAUUCGUCAAUUAUGGUCGCCUUACUUACUCCGAAAUCAUGUGUCUCCCCACCGUUUGAUACAAGCUGUUAAAAAGCCCACAAACAAUCCAAUAACUGCUUACACUAUCUUGGUCAAUCGGUUGGAUAAAGAGAACAAAGAUGAUAUCUGGCGAGAGACCCUUCGAGGGGAGGUGGACAGUGCUGACAAACCCAUUCCGUUCUGGUACUUGCUGAUUGACGUUCUGGCACCCCAAAUCGGGAGUGAUGAUUUGCUCGAGGUACAGUUUGACGAGCUCUUUAAAACAAAAUACGGUGAAAAGGGCAAAUAUUCCAUUAAAAAGUUGCCCCAUGAGCUUCUAAUUGUUUUGAACAGAAAACACGACUCUCAGACACGUGUCGUUGUAUCACUUCCUUCACAAAUCGUGAUCAAAGAUCAUAAAUACUGCUUGGUGUCUGUCAUCAGUCAAAAGGCACAAUCAUGGGUAUAUUCAGGUGAAACCCCAUCGGGUGACUGGUCUACAUUCGAUGGAGUCAAGGUUAGUCAAUGUCCCCGACAAGUUAUAUAUUUGGAAGACAACAGACUUUUGUUGUGGCGCCGAGUUUUAUCUCCCGAAGAUUAA
Molecule: messenger RNA, 1164 nt
Organism: Diutina rugosa
Lineage: Eukaryota; Fungi; Ascomycota; Pichiomycetes; Serinales; Debaryomycetaceae
Product: mRNA splicing protein
Exons: 1
Coding region: 1-1164 (387 amino acids)
Molecular function (GO): zinc ion binding
Source: RefSeq, a predicted model, not a curated record